This is a messenger RNA of Symbiodinium natans, 1482 nucleotides long. NCBI's taxonomy places the organism in Eukaryota, Dinophyceae, Suessiales, Symbiodiniaceae. The record is from the annotation of a GenBank genome assembly.
AUGAUACGAUGCUGGGCUCUGCUCGUUCUCCUUGCCGUCGCGGUGCCUGAUGAGGAUUCCCAGAACUGCUCGGAGGUGGGCGAUGCAGGGCUGCUCUUGCUACAAACGCCGGACCUGCUGGUGCAACCUAGAGAGGUGCCUGUGCAUGACAGAUCCAUCAGCGCCACGCCACAAGGCCCUCUGAUCGAGGAGAUGGAUGCGCUCGUCGCGGCUGUGGAAUCAGCCGUCAAAGGGUGGAAGAUCAAGUGGCCCAGCGCCGCAGCAGCUUUGGACGAGAUUCUUCCGGCGGCCGCAGCAUCCCCGGGUUAUUCUCGGGUUCACUUGCCGCCAAACGUGUCAGACAUCACAGUGGCCGUGUCUGUGAAAGGGAAGCGCGACAUCGACGUUACCGUCCACACCUUCAGGGCAAUACUGGUUGCCAUCGUCACUGUGGGCCUGAUCGUCUUCGCCGGCGCGAUGAGCGGAUUGAGUCUUGGCCUCCUACAGCUCAGGGACACCGAUGUGGAGGCCUUGGAACGCUCAGGAGACCCCGACCUCGUGGAGAUGGGCAAGAACUUGUCAGAAGUCCUUCAGGAUCGGCACCUCUUGAUGGUCACGCUGCUGCUUUGGAACUGCGUGGGGGCGGAAGUAUUGCCCUUGGUGCUGAAUGUCGAGCUGAACGCUGUGGCCUCCGCGCUGGUCGGCGUCUUUGGCAUUCUCAUCGGGGGCGAGAUCUUGCCGCAGGCGCUGUUUAGCGCGGCGUCGAUGACGACGAUUUGCUCCUUCGUGCCCCUGGUGAAGGUGCUGAUCUGGAUUUCUUGGCCUGUCGCCCGACCGUUUGCAACGGUUCUGGACCUUAUAUUUAACACUGGCCUGCGGCCGUUUGAGCUCCCCCGGCAGGCGCUUGCGGCGCUGAUGCAGAUGCAGCACAAGAAAGGCAUCCUUUCAAAGCAAGAGGCGCUGAUUCUGGAUGGUGCCCUUGGCUUGGCGGGCAAAAAGGUCGGAAGCUGCAUCACGCGCAUCGAGGAUGUGCGCAGCCUGCCGGAGAAUGAAAAGGCAGACGUGAAGAACAUGGAGUAUCUGCGUGACCAGAACAGGUCUCGCAUCCUUGUUCAUGCUGCGCAUGACCGGCGGAUCCUUGUAUCGGUGAUCAUCUGCAAGUCUCUCUUGGGUGUGCACCCCAAGGACGGAUAUGACAUCACAGAUCUGGCAAGUUCUCACUUGCUGCACGUUUCGGAAGACGACUCCCUGGCCGAUGUCUUGGCCUUGAUGCAGGGCGGCAUCGCUCGCAUUGCGGCCGUGUACACUCAUGCCACUGAGAUCCCGAGUCCGUAUGCCAGCCCCGGAGCACAUGCCCUGGGCAUUGUCACUAUGAACGACGUCGUGGAGCAGCUCUUAAUGAGCGAGAUUAAGGAUGACGGACCUGCCGGCGUGCCCCAGCGGAAGGCCUCAUUCCCCAGGACUCGCAGCCACGACGUGCCCUUGUUCUCGAUGAGAGAUUAG